Messenger RNA from Myotis brandtii (Brandt's bat), 1083 nucleotides. Its product is annotated as olfactory receptor 1D2. Lineage: Eukaryota; Metazoa; Chordata; Mammalia; Chiroptera; Vespertilionidae. Gene Ontology annotation, biological process: G protein-coupled receptor signaling pathway. Gene Ontology annotation, molecular function: olfactory receptor activity; G protein-coupled receptor activity. The record is from RefSeq and is a predicted model, not a curated record. Gene Ontology annotation, cellular component: membrane.
AUGGAUGGAGGCCACCAGAGUCAAGUCUCCGAGUUCCUGCUCCUGGACUCAGAGAGUCCUGCAGACCAGAAGGUCCUGUGUUAGAUGUUCCUGUGUAUGUACCUGGUCAUGGUGGGAAAUGUGCUCAUUAUCUUGGCCAUAGGGACUGACUCCCACCUGCACACUCCCAUGUACUUCUUUCUGGCCAAUCUCUCCUUCGCUGACCCCUUCUUUGUCACCAACACAAUCCCCAAGAUGCUGGUAAACAUUCAGUCCCUGAACAAAGCCAUUUCCUACGUGGGAUGUCUGACACAGCUCAACUUCCUGGUCCCCUUGGUGACCCUGGCCAACCUCAUUUUGGCCACGAAGGCAUAUGACCACUAUGUGGCCAUCUGCGGCCCUCUCCACUACACCAUGGCCAUGAGCCCUGGGCUCUGUGUGGUGCUCCUCACCUUCUGUUAGGCACUCUCUAUCCUCUGUGGCCUCAUCCACACCCUCCUCAUGCUCAAGGUGACUGUCUGUGGGUCCCAAAAGAUCUAGUACAUCUUCUGUGAGAUGUAUGUCCUGCUGAGGUUCACGUGUUCCAGCACUCAGAUGAAUCACACAGUGCUGAUGGCCACAGGCUGUUUUAUCUUCUUCACCCUAUUAGGGUCCAUGAUCAUGUCCUUCCAGAUUGUCUGAGCCAUCCUCCAAAUACCCUCAGCCACUGGGAAGUAUAAAGCCUUCUCCUCCCGUGCCCCACAUUUGGAUGUCAUCUCCCUCUUCUAUGAGACACUUGACAUGGUAUAUCUGUAGCCUCUCCUCACCUAUUCCAUGAAGGACUCGGUGGCCACAGUAGGCUGUGGGGUCAUCCCCAUGAUGAAGAACUCUUUCAUCUAUCUGAGGAACGAGGACAUGCAUGGGGCCUUGGGAAGACGCCUCCUAGGGAAAGCCUUCACAGAGAUUGACGUGAGGAUCAUCAUGGAAAUAGCCGCCCGGAAGUUAAUUCAAGUUCCAACCGACACUCAGAAGUGGGAGCAGUCCUUUCUCAUCCUUCCAGUUCCUUGGCUCCAAGAAGAGAUCACAGAGCAGACGAGCUCCAGGUGUAGCCAUGGGCAGUUUUAG